UUAAAUUUAAGCCUUUCUAACCCAAUUUACCUACUCACUCCUUAAUUUUAUUUUGUGUUGAUCAGCUCAAAUCGAGUUGUUGGAGUCAUAGUCCAAACCAACAAUGGCGGUCGACAAAACCACAUUCGAAGCCAUAGUUCCAUCUCGAUUUAUCUCUCUAUCCUUUCCCACUCCCAACCCAAACCCAAAUCAUUCCUCCCCACUUCUUCGAAUUGCUGUUCUCGACUCACCGACUCUCACACUCGACCCACCUCUAGUUGCAGCUAUGUUUGUUCCCCAACACCGCGAAUCCGAUUGGAUUUUCAGCACCGAAUCGGGUCACCUCCACCUUCUUCACAGCUCACCCGGAAUCUCCCGCCUCAUCCUACUCGGAAACUCCCCCGAAAAGGAUCAUCCUUCCUCAACCAUUUAUAGCAAAAAUAACAACAACAACAACAGCAUGAGCAUGUCGAUGGAGGUCAGCUUCAAACCUCUUUUACUUGCUUUAUCGCCUAAGUCUUGCUUCAAACAUGGAAAUCCCCAUAUACCCAUUUUGAGUUACGAAGAUGGUGUUAUUUGCGGCAUGGUAUUGGAGAGGUUUGUGGGGUCAAUUGUUGGUGAGAUGUUAGUUGAAGAUGUAGAAAUUGAGGUUGAAAAUGGAGCAGGAAAUAGGGAGUUCCGGAGGCGGUUGAGGUUUAAGAGAAUGCCCAAUUUGAUUCAAUCUGAGGUACGUAUCUUUCCCAAGGAAGGCAUUGACUUCAAUUCUAUAGAAAUUGGUGAAGUUGAAUUCUCUCCUGAUAAUAAUGUUUUACUGCAACCCUAUUUAUCUCCCAUGGUGGCAAGCCUUUCUCUAAUUGGUAAACAUAUUCAAGACCGGAUUUUUAGUGGGUUUAGGCCAAAAGCUUUAUGUCUAGGAGUUGGUGGUGGGGCUUUGCUAUCAUUUCUCAAAACCCAACUGGGUUUUGAGGUGUUGGGCGUGGAGGAGGAUGAACAGGUUCUAAGUGUUGCUAGAAAGUUUUUUGGACUGCAAUAUUGUCCACUCCUCAAAAUAUUUGUUGGUGAUGCAAUGGAGUUCCUUGAGAAAAUUUCUCACCCUUCCGGAGAAUGUAAUGCUAGUUCUAUUGAUGCUGAGUUUGAUGUUAUCAUGGUUGAUUUAGAUUCAAGUGACGCCAGGAGUGGUGUCUAUGCUCCACCCUUGGAAUUUGGGGAGAAGCAUGUGCUUAUGGCUGCUAAAUCCAUUCUCUCCAAAAAUGGAAUCUUGGCUUUGAAUGUCAUUCCUCAGAGUAAUGCCUUUUAUGAGACAACAAAGCAUGAAUUUCAGCAAGUUUUCAGUGAGUUGUAUGAAAUUGAUGUCAGAAAUGGGGAAAACUUUGUCCUUAUUGCCACAACGUCACCUGUUAUGUCUUCUUCCACAGACACUAAGAAUUUAUUUCUCAGUAAACUAAGAAAUGUUAUUUCAGGAGCAUUCAUGGAUUCAAUAAAGAAAAUCUGAGGUCUAAGGAGAAAGUAGGCGAAGUACUCAUUUGGCAUCUUAUCUUAGAAUUAAAGCUCACUUAAGUAGACGAAUAAUGGGUGAAGCUCCUGUCGAUGGUAAUCUGUUUGGGUUGCUGAGGCUGCACACACUUCCUGCCCAACAAAAAAGAGGCUGCACUCACUUCCUAAAGUGUGCAUUAUUUUUUGGGUUUGGAAGGUGAAUCCAAGUAAGAUAUUCUCUUGCAAGUCAGCCUUUUCAUACACUGAUUUCAAAUUAGAUGCAAAAUGAAGAAAAGUGAGCCAAGUUAUUGUGGAAAAGUUGUGUACCUUCCAAAGUUAUAGGUUUUUGGAUGGGAACAUAGAAGACCUUACCAAGUGUUAUCUCAAGGAUGGUUAGACACUAUUACUCAUUUAUUUAUGGAAUUAUGUAUUCAGUGGUGCUGUAAGGCAAAUGAUUCAGGGUAAAUUAAUAGGGAGUAGAAGAUUGUCAAAGAUGUAGAUAGCUUCCACUUUGGCCACUUUUUUGGUGGUUCGGCUUGAAAGGAACUGCAGAAUUUUCUUAAGACAAAGGGUCUACAACAGAAAGCUUUAUGGGAGAGGAUCAAAUUCUUUCUGACUACUUGAAUUUAUAAAACAGAAGACUUUGAGGGACUUUCUUUCUUACAUCUGUAAAGAGAAUGAGGAAGUUUCCUCUACUAUUCAUGUUUUUUUCUGUGUUUUGUUUGAAUUUUGUAUACUUUGUUGGUGUUUGUAACGAUGGUUCCUCCACCAUAAGUGAGGGUUGGCAGUUGCAGUAUUAUUAAAGCUACAAUUGUUCCCAACUGCCUCUGUGUGUGAUAGUAGUAAUUUUUGUAUUUGAUUAUUAAUGCACUUGCAACUAAAGCAGAGUGGCCUUUGUCUUGA
Cannabis sativa is the source of this 2355-nucleotide messenger RNA. RefSeq lists its product as uncharacterized. NCBI's taxonomy places the organism in Eukaryota, Viridiplantae, Streptophyta, Magnoliopsida, Rosales, Cannabaceae. Bases 104 to 1471 code for a protein of 455 amino acids. The record is from RefSeq and is a predicted model, not a curated record. The transcript is spliced from 2 exons.